UUUUAGAAAUUUCGCUGAGAAUAUAAUUUGGAGGGAAAGCCUUUAAAUUUUGGCUUCAAGCUAUCAUCAGCGCCUCUGUCAUGUCAACAUGCAAACAACAAGAACCGUCACAGCGGCGAAGGGCGAAAUGGGGCGAAGUGAACCUAGCCCUACUUUCGGUGUGAAAAGGUGUUUUCGUUCGCUGAGAGAAAAAAUGAAAAACUAUCAAUUUAAUAAUGCGGAAAACAAGCCGCUGGAGGAAUUAAAGCUCUCUUGGGAGGGAUGCCAAAUUCCAGCCAUGAGCGAGGAAUUUGCCGUGAAGAGAUACCGUGCCAAAUAUACAGCAUUGCCCAUGGAGGAUUUGGAAGUGACAACCAAUGAUGAGGCAAUCGGAGAAUGGAUACAAAAUACCCAACUCUUCGAAAUGGAAAUUGAGAGUCUUUUGAAGUUGGAUUUUCACAGAUUUUGGACAACAAUGCUCUUCGAUUCAGAGGCAAUUAACAGUAUUACGAGCUUUCUCCAAGAAUCAACUCCGUGUUAUUUGCCACUUCCGACGAUAACAAGUAACCAGGAGAUUAUUGGAUUGUACGCGAGGAUUUUGCAGAAAGUUCUGGCCGUCGUAUGUCGAUUGAUAACGAACAAAGAUUCUGACACUGAGUGGAUAUCAAAACAAUAUCUGGCAACAGUGAUCUAUUCUAAUUACCUGAUUUCGAUUCCACUAUUUUUUGAUCUCUUGACAACUUAUGGGCGCACAAAUGGCGGUAUUUUGGAGAAGAUCUUCGAAAAUAUAGUGAAAAUUGAGCCAAAAUACUUGAGUGAUCUGGAGCAAGCGCUAAGAUUUAUUCAGAAGAGCUUUGCGACUAUAGAAGAGCAAUUAGGAAAGGGGAGUGCGUCAGAGACAGUUCAAUUGCUGAAUGACUUGUGCCUUCAUACACUGGAUUGCGCUACAAGUCUCAGCAUUUUGAUGGACGUCUGCCCGGCAUCGCGAGAUAUUUGCGUGAAGAUAAAUAUGGAGCAGAUAAUAACAAGCGUCUACGAUAACUUCAUUCCUAAUCUCUACCGAUGUGUUUACAUGUAUGACGAGAAAUCACCGUACGUGCAAUUACUCAACCGAGCACGUGUUGAGUUGCUUUCGGCCUUUCGCAGUAUUGUCAACACGUUUAUUGGGAAUAUUCUUAUUGAGAAUCAGAAGGCGAAGGUCUUGGAACUUGUAGAGGCGCUUUUGUCCAUCUUCACGCUAAGUCUCUCGGAUAAUGUCUUCGUGACAGAUUACCAGAGCUUCUAUCCCAUUGAGAAUGACAUUGAAAUUCUUCGUCAGGCGUGUCCCAAAAUGGAUACAUUCAAAGCCGAUUUCAUACUUCAGGCAUUCCUCUCAGGUGAGGAGAACAAUUUCGCGAAGCUUCCUAAGCAAUCAACAAAAACAAAUUACAUAAAUGGUUGUGCUGAUUUGGAGGAAGAAGGCGCUUGUGCUUUGCCUAUGAUCACAGAGCAGGACGCCAAGUUAUCGUCAGUCGAUAUUGAAGAACAAGUGAAGAUAGUGCAGGACAUUUUGCCGGACUUUGGUGAUGGAUUUGUGAGGAAACUUCUUUCGCGUUAUGAGAAUACAGAGUCUGCCAUCGCUGCGGUACUGGAAGGCAAUCUCCCUCCGGAUUUGGACAAAUGCGAUAAGACUGAGAUAUACAUUCCGCCGGACAAUCAGGAACAGCAAUUGCUGGAGGCUGGAGUGAGCAGGAUAAAUAUUUUCGAUGGGGAUGACUACGAUGUAAGGGUGAAGGAGAAGCCAAAAGGUAUCAUUAAGACCGGAAAGGGUUUUCCGGGGCAGCCAAAGACAGCUAAAGAUCUGCUCGAUGAUAAGAGUCACGUGAAAGAGCUGAAGAGUCGCUAUGAAGCCUAUUCAAUGGUUAUGGAAAAUGACUAUGAUGAUGAAUAUGAUGACAGUUUUGACGCGCAAUUCUCUACGACGGCUAAAAGGCCACAAUCGACACGAGAUGUUCUGGUUGAUGAGAUCUCCAGUCAGUCUGAGGAUGAAGAAGAGGAAACCGAGCCGGAAACGAGCGUUAAAAAGAAUUCGUUGAAUUUCUGUGAGAAUCCAGAGACACUUCGUGCCAAGUACGAACAGAAGAGACAACAAAAGUACGGCAAUCCUAAGAGAGAUGUUGUCGGGAAGGCAAAGGGCCAGGGCCAGACUGAGGCUGUACUAACCAAUCGGAACAAAAAGGAAGUGCACAAGUCAUCGAGGGCGAACCACAAUCGUAAGCAGGGAUCAUCGUGGAAGAGAAAUCGUGGAAUGAUUCCAUCAUAAAAUGGUUACAAGAGUGAAGAUGAAGAUUAUGUGAAUUUAUAUAAA
Phlebotomus argentipes is the source of this 2326-nucleotide messenger RNA. RefSeq names its product activating signal cointegrator 1 complex subunit 2. Bases 89 to 2281 code for a protein of 730 amino acids. The transcript has 5 exons. Gene Ontology annotation, biological process: regulation of DNA-templated transcription. Gene Ontology annotation, molecular function: ubiquitin binding. The record is from RefSeq and is a predicted model, not a curated record. Lineage: Eukaryota; Metazoa; Arthropoda; Insecta; Diptera; Psychodidae.